Salvelinus fontinalis (brook trout) is the source of this 2122-nucleotide messenger RNA. RefSeq lists its product as uncharacterized. The transcript has 6 exons. Bases 148 to 504 code for a protein of 118 amino acids. NCBI's taxonomy places the organism in Eukaryota, Metazoa, Chordata, Actinopteri, Salmoniformes, Salmonidae. The record is from RefSeq and is a predicted model, not a curated record.
UGUGGUGGUCAUACGGUUCCCAGCCACUCCACAGCGUCAGCUCCCGCCCGACUGUCCGCGUGAAGCUCGGCGAAUCUAAAGUGGACCGAGCGGAACCGGUUCAGUAAAGUGAGAGUGCCAUGAGGAGAGGAGCCAGAGAGUGAGGCGAUGGGCUGCACCUCGGCUAAGCAGGUGUCGGCCGUGCCCAGCGAUGAGGAAGGCCGGGGCAAGGCCUACAGCAACGGAGACCUCUUCUCCGACGAGUACAAGAUGAAGGGAGUGGAGGAGGUGAAGUACAUGCGUGGAGAGGAGGACCGGGUGAACGCACGUAACCAGGAGAACCUGGAGAAAAGCUCUGUACAGUACAGGGGCAAACAGCAGAAAGAAGGCUCUGGAGCCAACGCCAACAGGACAAACAUCCACACGUCAGAGAGCCAGCAGGAGUUCUUCAGGAUGCUGGAUGAGAAGAUUGAGAAGGGACAGGACUACUGUUCGGAGGAGGAAGAGGCGGAGGACGGGACAUAGCACACAGGCCCCUGACUCAACCCCCUACAGAGAGCCUCCCAGAGUGUGUAUGGGUGCAUGUAAGAGAAUCCGUGUGUGUUUGUGUGUGUAUGUUUGACUGCCUUGUGAUUCUGUAUGUGUAUGUGUGUGUGUGUGUGUGUGUGUGUGUGUGUGUGUGUGUGUGUGUGUGUGUGUGUGUGUGUGUGUGUGUGUGUGUGUGUGUGUGUGUGUGUGUGUGUGUGUGUGUGUGUGUGUGUGUGUGUGUGUGUGUGAGAGAGAGAGAGAGAAUGCUAUCCUCAAAAACUGUUGCCUCCCUCUUGGCCCUCGUCACAUUGGGUCCCUUAGUGGAUUGCUGGAGGGAGAGACGAAAUGUGGACUCACUACAGCCAGGCCAGUGUUCCUGCUCCCCUGCAGGACUAUGGAGAGAUACUACCCCACCCCUCUACCGCAACUACCACCCCAGUGAACUGUACUGUGGUCCCUGGUCCAACUCUGUGUAUACCACCCCCUCAUGACUCGUCGUCGGCAUCAUAGUCUCGGGAGACAAUAGAUUUCUUGUGCCUGGGUGUUAGGUCAUAGCGCAGUGUCUGCUGUGGCUGUGAACUCCAAUCUGUCUGGGAGACACCCUCCUGGUUUCCACCCUCCAUGGCUCUUGCUGUUGUGCUUCUCCUGCGAGGAGCAGAGAUAUGGAUGGAGAUAGAGGGGGGGGGGGGGCACUUCCAUAACCCCCACCAGCCCUCGUCACAGAACUGAGGCUCGCUGCUGGAGUGAGCCGGAGGGAGGGAGGGAGGGAAAAGAGAGAACCCCUGAUAUUUUAAUAAGAGAGAGAAGAGGGAGUGGGUUCUUUUGGAGCUCUGAACUUCUGCCCUUUGAAGGACCUUUUUCUUUUAAAAUUCUGUUCAUCCAGUUAAGUUUUUUUUUAUUUAAUUAGAAUUUUAAUGUUUUUUUUUUUAUAUGCCUUCUAUCAUAAUGCAUCACCUCCUGCAGGCUACAGCUCUAUAGGCCAGAGCUCCUGGGUCUCUACACAACCUGUCCUCUUAAAUAUACCCUCAACACUACUACACCAGACCCUGGCUUUGUGAGACUAAACACAUACUGUACACACACAUCUCCACACACACUCAACCUCAUAUUCAUAGAUGCACUCAUAUAUUCACACACACACACAUAAGUACAGACCAAAGCAGCUGGACACAAACACACAGAGAUGCCAUUGUAUUCCUGUCAUUUUGUUAGCCCAGUGUUAUGUAAGUAUGUUAGUAGGCUGUGGUGUUGAUGGGUUUGGGUGAAUGUAGGAACCAGCAGCCAUGGGUUAUUUGGUUCCUGCUGCUGGACUUAUUCAUGUGCACCUGCAGUGUUCAUUACUCUUUCCUCCGCAUUGGUCGCUCAGUCGCUGCUUCUCUUCGACUCAGUAGUAUUGAAGCUUACUGGCAGAGUGGAGUCACCCUCUGUUGACACACACACACACACACAGCCUUUCAUGGACUGAGAAGUGAGUUGAAAGAAAAAGAGGUAUGGUUGCCUGGGAGACACAGCCCUGAUCAUGCUUAUGUCAUCAUCAUUAAUGGAUCCUUUCUUUUUCAUUUGAUUUUUCAAUACUUUUUGUUUUUCUAUUAAAAUUAGAAACACAGGAGCUGUU